Molecule: messenger RNA, 4567 nt
Organism: Oncorhynchus masou masou (cherry salmon)
Lineage: Eukaryota; Metazoa; Chordata; Actinopteri; Salmoniformes; Salmonidae
Product: insulin receptor substrate 1-B-like
Exons: 3
Coding region: 78-3752 (1224 amino acids)
Biological process (GO): insulin receptor signaling pathway
Cellular component (GO): plasma membrane; cytosol
Molecular function (GO): phosphatidylinositol 3-kinase binding; insulin receptor binding
Source: RefSeq, a predicted model, not a curated record
UGGCUAUAAGAAAUGAAUAACCUGCUCGUUUUAGUGGGGGUGAUUUUAAGCAAGCAAAACAAGAGACCUGCCUAGUAAUGGAGAACGAGGCUGCGGAGCUGCUACAGCAGCAGCAGCAGAGCUACGAGGACGUUCGGAAAAGCGGGUAUCUCCGCAAGCAGAAAUCUAUGCACCGGCGAUUCUUCGUUUUGAGGGAAGCCACGGAACAGGGCCCUGCCCGUCUAGAAUAUUAUGAGAAUGAGAAGAAAUUCCAAAGCAAGUCACCUGUCCCGAAAAAAGCGCUGAAUCUGGAGACUUGCUUCAACAUCAACAAGCGGGCGGAUUCCAAGAACAAGCACAUGAUAGUGAUGUAUACCCGUGGGGAGAGCUUUGCCAUUGCAGCAGACAGUGAGGAGGUCCAGAAUGAAUGGUACCAGGCCAUGCUGGACCUUCAGUGGAAAUGUAAAAGCCCAGAGAAUUGUGGCAGUGGUGGGGAGUGUGGACUCCCCUCUCCUCCAGGCCCAGCUUUUAAGGAGGUGUGGCAGGUCAAGGUGUGGCCUAAAGGGCUUGGCCAGGCCAGAAACCUAGUGGGCAUCUACCGGCUGUGCCUGACCGACAAGACGGUCAACUUCGUCAAGCUCAACUCUGACAUGGCCACCGUGGUCCUACAGCUGAUGAAUGUGCGUCGCUGCGGCCACUCUGAGAACUUCUUCUUCAUCGAAGUGGGCCGCUCGGCCAUGACGGGGCCUGGGGAGUUCUGGAUGCAGGUGGAGGACUCGGUGGUGGCCCAGAACAUGCAUGAGACCCUGCUGGAGGCCAUGAAGGCUCUGAGCGAGGAGUUCCGCCAGCGCAGUAAGUCCCAGUCUGUGGGAGCUACAGCUGGAGGUGGCACCGCCUCCAACCCCAUCAGUGUCCCCACCCGCCGCCACCACCCCAACCUACCCCCCAGUCAGGUGGGCUUCGGCAGACGAUCCCGGACCGAGACCCCUGGAGCAGGUGGGGCCAGCUGCACCAGCACUUCACCCACACCAUGCAAUGGAUUUCCCAGGGCGCGUACAGCCAGCAUCGGGGGAAGGACGGAGGAGGGUGGAGGUGGACCCAAGGGGGCAUGGGCAAGUUCCAGUCCCAGCCUGAAUGGAUCCUGUUCCACUACACCCACCCUGAGACCCAAGCCCACCAGAGCUCCAACCCCAGCUAAGAUCACUCUCAGCCUGGCCCGCUACACCCCCAACCCAGCCCCCUCCCCAGCCCCAAGCCUCUCCUCCAGCUCUGGUCAUGGCUCAGAGUGUGGACUAAUUGGAGGGGCAAUGGGAAAUGUAGCCAUUUGCUCUUACACCCGUGUCCCUCAAAGAGUCUCUGUGUCGGGCUCCCCUAGUGACUAUGGCUCCUCAGACGAGUAUGGCUCCAGCCCUGGAGAGCACUCCCUGCUUGUCCCCAGUCUGCCAGGAGGGUCCCAUGGGGGGAUGGGACACCAUGCUCAUGGAGAGAGCUCUUCCAGCUACAUAGUGAUGGGCCAGAGAGAGAGCCUCCCUGGGACCCAUCAGCGUCCUCAGGGCCGCAGGAUGCUGCGCCGCUCCUCCAGCAGGGAGUGUGAGGCAGAGCGCAGACUCCUCAGCAAGAGGGCCUCCCUGCCUCUGGCUGCCCACGAACGCCUGGCCCCUCAUAGGAAGGAGGAAGAGGAUGAGGACGAAGAGUACACUGUCAUGUCGCAGAGUAUUAGCAGGGAUGCCUUUGUGUCACAACGUGGAUCAGGGGGCUCGGCAGCAGGGGGCUCGGCAGUGGCAGUCGUGGUUGGGGAGACCCGGGCGAGGGCUGAUGGGGUCCGAGGAGAGGUGGGAGGAGGAGGAGGGGCACCAGUGGACAGUGGCUACAUGGCCAUGUUACCCGGAGUGACAGCUUCUCCUGUUUCCCUCACUCUAUCUGUGGCCGUGUCUGACGUCGGUGCCAAACCUGGGGCUGAUGAUGAGUACAUGGCCAUGACUCCCAACAAUAGUGUGUCUCCUCCCCAGCACAUCUGCCUGCCUGUCUCAGAGGGCUACAUGGUCAUGUCCCCCAAUAGCAGCUGCUCCCCAGACUUGCAUGGAAUGGCCAUGUGGGGGAGCAGGGGCAGCAUGGAGAGCCGAGCUGGCAGUGACUACAUGAACAUGUCUCCUAUCAGCAUCCGCUCAGCUUGCAGCACACCCCCCUCCCAACCUGAACAGAACCAGUUACAACCCAAGAUGGUCUACUCCUACUUCUCUCUGCCACGAUCCUACAAACACACACUCUCUACACGCUUCGAAGAUGACUUAGAUCAAGGGAAAAGAAAGGAGGGGGGUCAUCACGACCAUGACGGUCCUGGAAAUCGGGGUGGACAAGUGGGCUACAGCAAGAGGGACACAGCCACAGUUGGCCCUGCAGGAGGCUGUCAACUCUCCCUCUCCUCUUCCUCCUUCUCCUCCAGCUCAGCUAGCAGUGAGAGCCUGGAUGAUAGGCCCAAAUCAGUGGCAACAGGGGGAGGGCUACGACUAACAAGAACAGGGACAGGGUUCAGAGAUGGCGGUUUCAGGAAUGGGGGAGCACGCUCAAAGGACGGAUCCUACCAGCAAAAACGUGCAUCGCAUGGCCCAGGGGGACAGCAGAUGAAGCCUCGUCCCCUCAAUGUGUCGGUGGACAUGUCUAAAGCUAACACUUUGCCAAGGGUUAAGGAGAAUCUCCUUCCCACAGUGCCUCAGAGCCCUGGGGAUUAUGUCAGCAUAGUGUUCAGGGGUGGUGACAUGCGGUGCAGGAGAAGAGACCAGUGGGGGCCAGAGCAUGGACUGUCAGUGACCCAUGGAACCCAGAGGCCCCUGCACCGUCCAGCCCUCUGCCACAGUGGCUCCACCAACCUCCCCCGCAGCUUCUCUGUACCUCUGGCCACCUCCGCUGCCUCUGCUGAGUACGUCAACAUGGACUUGGGGAUGGGGAACUCCCCUUGCCCAUCCCCCCGGAGCCCCGUUAAAUCACCUUUCAGCCUGCCCCCAGCCAUCGCCCCGAAGCCCCGAGUUCUGGCCCGUAGUAGGCCCUCUCCUAGGGCAGCAGAGGGCAAUGUAGGUGGGCAUAGGGCGGCAGUGCCAACAGACUUACCCACAUCAUAUACAGACUACACAGAGAUGGCCUUCAGCAUGGGUUCAGGGCCUAACCCUGCAGCGCCUGCCAUGCACGCUGCCCAAAGAUCAUCAAUGGAGCAGGAAACAGGCUUGGUCUUUCCCUCAGAAAAGUCCUAUUCAUCUCCUGCCCAGAAGCAAAGUAGCAGGCUGGCCAGAGACAGGGUUGACAGGGGCGACCAACUGGGACGGAGACGCCACCGCUCUGAGACCUUCAUCAUGACUCCUCCCUCUCUCCCCUUCCACCUAUCCUCCUCAGGCUCCUUGUUCUUGGAGAUUGCCCAGGCAGCACCGCCUCAUCGGCACGGAGGGCUGGAGGGGGGUUCACCGUGGGAGAAUGCACAGGCAGCUAUGUCUCAAUGUGCCAUUCCUGCUGCACCCGCAGCCCAGGCUUCAUCCUCUGGGUCUGCUGAACAAGGUCUUAACUAUAUUGAUCUGGACCUGGCCAUUAAGGACAGCUCUCAGACUGGACUGGAGGGGGGAGCCACCGUCCCCCACAACGUCUUCACAUCUGUCCACAGUGGGUUAGUUGGGGGAGGCAUGACUGGUUUGCGGAACAACUCUGGCUAUGCCAGUAUUGAUUUCUGCAAAUCAGAGGAGUUGAGAGCACAUCAUCAGAGCAGCAGAAAAGAUGUAAAAGAAUGUUAAUGAUACAUCUUCAUGUGGACAUUACUCCCGGGAUUGAGCAGCACUGUUCAACACUCCUCCUUCUAACCAUGGUGGGGUUGGUGGACAACAGGAUGUUUCUCACUGGAAGAGGAGUAACAGAGGUGAAGAUAUACCCAUCAAAUCAUCAUUAACUAUUUGUCAUCCUCUCCAGUUGUUGCUAUCCAAUACUAAUGUGUGCCAAAAAAACUGCUGGUUAUAACCAACACGACGUGGUUAUUUGAGGUAGAAAAAUCUAGCCAAUCAAGAGUGAUUACAGCAACUCCAACCAACAACAAGGAUCUAAUGAUAUUUUGUUUAUUUUCCUAAACAUAAACUUCAUGGAAAUUGUUAUAAAAAUGUGAAAUAGUAUAAAGGUGCAUACAGAAAACAAUAUAGUAUACAUAUGUUGAUGAAAGCUACAAAAAUAUAGAAAUAUAUAUAUUAUACUUUUUAAAAAGUGCCUAAUUUUUUGAGUGUAGACAUUUUUACACAGGGAAUGUUGAACAGGUCUGUUAGAAGGGGAAAUAUGUUGGUCUUGAAUAUAAUUUUGUUAAGAAUAUUGUGAAUACUGUAUGUUGAAAAUGUAAUAUAAAGUUAUAUAGUAAGAAUAAUCAAACUGCCUUACCGUGUUUGUGAAAGUACUUAAAUAGCCUCUUUUUACUUUAUGCUGUGCCUCAUGCUUCAGUCACAAUGAAGGCUCUCGUUCCCUCACUUUCCUGCCUGAACCCUACCAGCUGGAUCUCAGCCAACAACCAAUGCUGCAUAAAGACACACACACACACACACACACACACACACACACACACACACACACA